This is a messenger RNA of Eimeria tenella, 516 nucleotides long. RefSeq names its product ATP synthase lipid-binding protein, putative. Gene Ontology annotation, molecular function: proton transmembrane transporter activity. The coding region runs from base 1 to 516 and encodes 171 amino acids. Lineage: Eukaryota; Apicomplexa; Conoidasida; Eucoccidiorida; Eimeriidae. The record is from RefSeq and is a predicted model, not a curated record. The transcript has 2 exons. Gene Ontology annotation, biological process: proton transmembrane transport; proton motive force-driven ATP synthesis.
AUGGCGUUCUUUGCCCCCGCAAGGCUGGCUCUGGUGCCCGGCGGCGCCUGCUCCCGGGCCGCAGCAGCAGCUCUUGCUGCACCCAAAGCCGCCCCCAGCUUCCCCUUUUGCAGCUCUUUUUGCGGCUCUUUUUGUCCCACUUUGGCCUUUCGGGCUCUUUCGACGGCUCCGUUGCUGCAGCGGCACAGCGCGGUGGCUCAGGGCCCCUGCGCCCGCUGGCCCGCCGCCGCCUUGACUCCCCUGAGCAGCAGCAGCAGCAGCAGCAGCGGCGGCAGCCCGGUGGGCGCGGUGCGUCACGAGGCGUCUGUGGCGACGCUGUCUGCUGCUGUGGCGCUGAUGUCUGUGGGGGGAGUUGCCCAGGGGAUCGGAUCCCUUUUUGCUGCUUUAGUUUCGGGAACAGCUCGAAACCCUUCAAUUAAAGAAGACCUUUUCACUUACACUUUAAUUGGAAUGGGAUUUCUGGAGUUCCUGGGGAUCAUUUGCGUCAUGAUGAGCGCCGUGCUGCUGUACUCUUAG